ACGCAGCCCUUAGUCAGCAGCUGGGCUCGGUUUUGAAACAAAAGCCCAUGUCCUCCCUCGGAGUCCGCGGCCGGUCAGCUCCUUGGGGGAAGAAAACCAUGCCGCCCAGCCGGUAAGUCCAGCUGUGAGCAGGGUGUUCUGUUCUUCACUUCCAGCAAGCCAGAGUUUUAUAAAUGGACACUGACAUGGACUACGAAAGACCCAACGUGGAAACCAUCAAGUGCGUGGUCGUGGGAGACAACGCCGUGGGGAAGACACGCUUGAUCUGCGCCAGAGCGUGUAAUACGACGCUGACACAGUACCAGCUGCUGGCCACCCACGUACCCACAGUGUGGGCCAUUGACCAGUACCGGGUCUGCCAGGAGGUCUUGGAGCGUUCCCGGGACGUCGUUGACGAAGUGAGCGUUUCUCUCAGGCUUUGGGAUACUUUCGGCGAUCAUCACAAAGACAGGCGUUUUGCAUAUGGCAGGUCCGACGUUGUGGUCCUCUGUUUUUCGAUUGCUAAUCCCAAUUCCCUAAAUCAUGUGAAAACGAUGUGGUAUCAAGAAAUCAAGCACUUUUGCCCUCGCACACCUGUUGUUCUAGUUGGCUGCCAGCUAGAUCUCCGCUAUGCCGAUCUCGAGGCUGUUAAUAGAGCCAGACGCCCUUUAGCAAGGCCCAUAAAGAGAGGGGAUAUCUUGCCCCCAGAAAAAGGCCGAGAGGUUGCAAAGGAACUGGGCAUACCCUACUACGAAACAAGCGUGUUUGACCAGUUUGGAAUCAAGGAUGUGUUUGACAAUGCAAUCCGAGCCGCCCUCAUUUCCCGCCGGCACCUGCAGUUCUGGAAAUCCCACCUAAAGAAAGUCCAGAAACCUCUACUUCAGGCACCGUUCCUACCUCCAAAAGCCCCUCCACCGGUCAUCAAAGUUCCAGAAUGUCCCUCCACAGGAACGAACGAAGCCGCCUGUUUACUGGACAAUCCUCUGUGCGCUGACGUCCUGUUCAUCCUCCAGGACCAGGAGCAGAUCUUCGCACACCGGAUUUACCUCGCUACCUCCUCUUCCAAAUUUUAUGAUCUCUUUUUAAUGGAAUGUGAAGAAACCCCCCAUUGGAGCGAAGGAGCCUGUGAGCAAGAGAAGCAAAGCAGGGAUUUCCAGGGGCGGCCCCUGAGUCUUGAUCCAGACGAGGAAAGGGAGGAGGGCACCCCAAGGACACCUCAGGCCGAUCAGUGGACGUCCUCAAGCCAGAACCUGUCCCAGCAGGAGACCCCGGGGCUGGAGGCCGAGGGCUCAGCGGCGGAGACACAGACCCUGUCAGGCUGGAGUAAGGGCUUCGUUGCCAUGCACAAGGAGAUGCAGGUCAACCCCAUUUCGAAGCGGGUGGGCCCCAUGACUGUGGUCAGGAUGGACCCAUCCGUCCAGCCAGGCCCUUUCCGGACCCUGCUCCAGUUUCUCUAUACGGGGCAACUGGAUGAAAAGGAAAAGGAUCUGGUGGGCCUGGCUCAGAUAGCAGAGGUCCUAGAGAUGUUUGAUUUGCGGAUGAUGGUGGAGAACAUCAUGAACAAGGAAGCCUUCAUGAACCAGGAGAUUACGAAAGCGUUUCACGUCCGGAAAGCCAACCGGAUAAAAGAGUGUCUCAGCAAGGGGACGUUCUCAGAUGUGACAUUUAAGUUGGACGACGGAGCCAUCAGUGCCCACAAACCGCUGCUGAUCUGCAGCUGCAAGUGGAUGGCUGCCAUGUUCGGGGGGUCGUUCGUCGAAAGCGCCAACAGUGAGGUAUAUCUCCCGAACAUAAACAAGAUGUCAAUGCAGGCGGUACUGGAUUAUCUUUAUACCAAGCAGUUGUCACCUAACUUGGACCUGGACCCACUGGAACUAAUUGCUUUGGCAAACAGAUUUUGCCUGCCACACUUGGUCGCGCUUGCAGAGCAGCACGCUGUCCAGGAGCUGACCAGGGCCGCCAUGAGUGGCGUGGGCAUCGACGGGGAAGUGCUCUCUUAUUUGGAAUUGGCCCAGUUUCACAACGCCCACCAGUUGGCCGCCUGGUGUUUGCACCACAUCUGCACCAACUACAACAGUGUUUGUUCCAAGUUCCGCAAGGAGAUCAAAUCGAAAUCUGCAGACAACCAGGAAUACUUUGAGCGGCACCGCUGGCCCCCCGUGUGGUACCUGAAGGAAGAAGACCACUACCAGCGUGUGAAAAGGGAAAGAGAGAAGGAAGAUAUUGCACUAAAUAAACAUCACUCGAGACGAAAGUGGUGCUUCUGGAAUUCAUCUCCAGCGGUCGCCUGAGGCAGAAGAGAAAAAAAAAAAAAAGGAGAAA
This is a messenger RNA of Globicephala melas (long-finned pilot whale), 2301 nucleotides long. RefSeq names its product Rho related BTB domain containing 1 (gene RHOBTB1). Lineage: Eukaryota; Metazoa; Chordata; Mammalia; Artiodactyla; Delphinidae. Gene Ontology annotation, molecular function: protein kinase binding; GTP binding; ubiquitin protein ligase binding. Gene Ontology annotation, biological process: regulation of actin cytoskeleton organization; establishment or maintenance of cell polarity; regulation of proteolysis. Gene Ontology annotation, cellular component: cell projection; cytoplasmic vesicle; cytoplasm. The record is from RefSeq and is a predicted model, not a curated record.